Molecule: messenger RNA, 1402 nt
Organism: Ceratina calcarata
Lineage: Eukaryota; Metazoa; Arthropoda; Insecta; Hymenoptera; Apidae
Product: tumor protein p63-regulated gene 1-like protein
Exons: 5
Coding region: 334-1161 (275 amino acids)
Cellular component (GO): cytoplasm
Source: RefSeq, a predicted model, not a curated record
AGAACGCGGUAAUGCUACAUAAAUUCAUAUAAAUCGUACCUUACAACACUGUUUUUAGGUAAUCCCGCUGAUAACACGUUGUUCUUGCUGAUAAUGUAUUAUCAGCGACUAAUGUUUCCGAUCCCGCGAACAUGGCUCCUUUUACGAUCACUUGAAAUGUCAAACGGCUUGGGAUAUACCAAAUAAAACAACGUUUCUUGGAUGUGAUAAAGAUCAUUGAAUAAAAGAAGAUAUCGUACGAGACGUGAUUCGGAUAUCAAAAGAAUUCGAAACUGAGGACAACGAAGAGGAGACAGAUUUUACUGGCGAACGGGAGGAUCAGAACCUAAAAGGAUGGACGAAUAUUUUGUUGAAGGGCCGCCGGGAAAUUUUGACAAGGCCACUCUAGAGAUCAACGAGGAACUCGACGGCAAUGAACUCGCCGGCCAAAAUUCUAUAUCCUCUGGAGCUAAUAACACUCAGAAGAAGAAUCAGGAGAACGAAGGAAAGAACCAGGCUGCUGUAUCGUCGAGGGACGUUUCUAACAUUCCCUUCAAGCAUGUAGAUAUCCAUUCGUUCUUCUCUGACAGGAACGAAGUCGUGGAGAGAGCGUUGAAGGACUGUCAAGACAGUUUGAUAAACGAGGAAGAGAAGAACAUUGUUGGAAGCUGGCUUUUGACAGAAAUAAGUCUGUGGGACACUGAGAAAGAAAGACUGGUAAUUCUUACGACGAAAGCUAUUUACUCGAUUAAGUACGAUUUUAUCUCUUUAAAGAUACUCGAGUACAAUCGAGUGCCUCUGUCUCAGAUCGAUACUUUAGUCUCCGGUGAACUAGUUUACCCAACGGCGUCUCUAGCACCAAAACGACACAUGUCUGGAAUAAGACUGAUGUGGAACAAGGGUAAUCCACUGCCAAUCACCAAGAAGUGGAAUCCCUUCGCGAAGGACAUUCCAUGGCUGACUUACGCCAGCCACCCACUGUUUUGGUACAAAGGAUUGGAAACAGAAUCGGCCAAGUUCAACGUGGAGGGUUUGCAGUCGUCGAUCAAAGAACUUUUGCCGUCGGAGUGCAGCAUGAGGGACGGGCUCAUUAUCAUAGAGAACUACUGCGGUGUCGGUGCCUUGGUACACAACAGAAACGGCUUGGGUUUCUUCAAGAUACGCGGCAAAGUCAGCUUUUAAUCUAACACUUAUCUGAAGACCCCUCGCGCUUCUAUUUAUUAUAACGAAACAUCACGACUAGACGUACACGCGUAAUUUAUACAUAAUUAUAGUAGGAUGUCUCGACUAAUUAUAGUUAUUUAUCCCAACGUUUCUGUUUCGAAAUCCUUUCUCAAGCAUAUCGAAUUCUUCUACUGCGUAUAAUGUGAAUUUUUACUCAGUACCUGCUGUCAGAUAAAUAAAUAAAUAAAUAUAAAUGAAA